This is a messenger RNA of Amoebophrya sp. A120, 3648 nucleotides long. NCBI's taxonomy places the organism in Eukaryota, Dinophyceae, Syndiniales, Amoebophryaceae. The record is from the annotation of a GenBank genome assembly.
AGCAGCGACCUCAAUAUCCUUGAAUUUUUUUUUCCUCUGGCCUCCGCAUUGGCAUCCUCCUAGUUUUACGAACCCCCUCCCAAAAAAACCGCAGAAAACUGCAGUAGUCCUUUGUGUUGUUUUGUCUCAUAGAUACCGCCACAUCAUGUUCAAAGUAGGCUGAAAGAAGAACUACGAAGCAAAAGUCAAACUCAAAGUAGCGACCACGACGACCUCGCACCAGCAAAAGUGAGCAAAUAAAGACCUCGCCCCGCCAAAAAUAACUGGCGCUGGCCCUACACGUCGUAUAAACCUUGAACCAAAGCCGCCACGCCGAGAAGUGAAGGAGGACCAGCAGCACCAGCUACAGCAACACUAGCCAACAUGGCCGUCGCCAACGGUAUCCAAACCGGCACGUCCGGGUCGUCCUCCUCGACCGCCAGGUUGAACGAGAUGCUGGAUGCCGAUAUGGACAUGCUGCUGACCGACGACGGGAUAACGCAGGAGGAGCUCAUCACCAUUUUGAAAAAAAUCUCCGACGACCAGGCGGUGGCAAAGGAGUGCCAGCACUUUGCGGACGUGUUGCAAAAGGAGAGAGAAUUUCAGGAGAAAUUCGCACAGGCCGCACUCCAGGCGGAAGACCAGGAGGCUCUGGAAGACCAUGAAAUUACGGAUUUCGCGCGGGAGCUCGUGAAAACGACCAAGCACGCGCCCUUGCGCAUGACGGAAGCGGAGCGGCAAGUCUGGAAAAUACUGGAAGCGGCCCUGCAAGUCUCGGAGUACUUGCUACUUAGAUGAGGAAUUUUGAGUGUUCUUGAGGUUGGCUUUCUUGUCUUGAUGCAGAGGUUGUAGGAGGUUUUGUUCUGUUGCUUGCUUAUGAAGGGUCUUCUUCUUGCAGAUUCAAAAACAGGAAAAGUGGACAGGAUUUCUCGUUAUGAUUUUGUGUUGCAUGAAGAUGAACAUGAAACACAACAUGACGAAUUUUGUCCUUCAAUUCGCAGGUACACCGAUAAGAUUGACGUGCUUGCAAUUCGGGGAAACAAGACCGACACCAUAGUCGAGGAAAUUCUCGAGCUCUGCAACGGCAUUGCCGGCAUGAUUGUCGCCAAUAGCUACGACAGGGCGGUCAAGCAGUUCCGGCUGCUAGAAAACGACGACGAAAUGGCUAACGGGAAUACUAGAGUAAACGGCCGAGGAAUCGGCGCCCGAAAACAACGACAACACAACCACGGUCACGACCAGAACGAGAAGCUGUUCCAGCGGGUGUUCGAACUCGGGAGGCGGGCGAAAAUUUUAAACCCGAGCCAAAUGCGGUCGACGUACGGAAAAAUGAUGUGGGUGUUAAUGGAUGCCAAGCAAACGGGGAACUGGCUGGGCUUCGAUCCCGUGCGGGGCGGAGUUCGGACGGUUUACGAGUUGCUGAUGGAGAAGGACCGGAAAGACGCGGAAGCGUUUUUGAAGGAGCCGUUAUUGAAACACGCAAUAGUCGAGAUCUCCGAGACUGACGCGAAGGGGAAUCCUCUGCCCCGAGCCGACCUGGACGCGGCAAAAAAGAAAAAACAGGACGCGGUCGAAAAGAUAAAAGCAAAGUAUAAAGAUAAUUUUUGACUGCAGCAGCAGCUUCAUGACUCCGAUUUGCGUUCAAAACAAGAUUUUAGAUUGAUUGGCAAAUGUUCUUGCGCAUGAUCAAUACUAGACUAGUCACAGUGGCACGCGUAAAAAAUAAACGUCUACAACCUCAGGUAUGGCCGCCAACCCGCCCCAGCCAACCAGGGCAGCAGCGUUGCGGAUCUGUUGAAGACAAUAACGGAGGUAUGCAAGAAAAAAACUAUGUGAGUGUAAAUCUGUGAUGCAAAACACACAACACAAUAUACACCUGUCAUGCUGGUCAGCCUGCCAUCAACUCCUGUUUUCGUGUGUGUUUUCACGAACAGCCUGCGCAUGACAGGUUUUCUCUGUCAUGUAGAGCAAAUUUGUCAUGCUGUCUCUCCAAGACACCUACACUCACACAGUUUUUUUCUUGUAUAGGAGGAAGCAGAGGAGGAGGAACAGGAAAAGCAGAAGACCGGCGGGAACAAGGUCGAAAGGAAAAAGAUGACCAUCGCGGAGGUCGAGUGCAUCCUCAAGUCCCUUCAGGAUCACAACACCUUCGUCGACCAGCACGCCGGGCCGGUGCAAAAGAUGAUCGACCUCCAGGAGAAAUUCUUCAAGCCACAACAACCCCGACACGAAAGCGACGACUUGAGCAUACGCUCAGGACGGGGCGGGAGUUGCUUGAGCCACUCGCACGAAACGCAAUACAAGUAUCAAAGACUUCUGGCUAUACUAGUGCUAGUGGUGGUGAUUUAGUUAUAGUUUUAUAUGCUGUUUUUAUUUUUCUACUUCUUGGGUGGUUUUUUCAUAACAUUAGCUCUUGGAGGUCUUGGUCGCGCUGACGGACCACGAGGCCGAGGGAGCUCAUGCUAGCCAGAGCAGUGUGGCACUCCUGCUUCACACUCAUCUCUGACUCUUCCGUGCAUGAUCCAAAAAAAGAACGGCGCGAUGAACGAGCUAGAAGUCGAAAACAACCGAAAAAUCCGUUUACCCAGGUUCGUGAACCAAUCCCUGACCCUGUGGCGCAAUAUUAUGCGGAAUAUGGUCCAGCUGUGGCACAACGCGGAUCAAGACAUGCUGGACAACCGCUACCGGCUCGCCGACACUGGUCAGGGCUUGAACCGCAUGCAGCAGUCACCAGCGGUGCGAAACGCCAUGGGAGAAAUACUCCGCAUGACCCAGCAGGAUGUCGGCCGAAAGGGGCAAAGCUGGGUGGGGCUCAGCGUCGUGCACUUAGGUAUUGAUAAGGGAUAUUUAUUGUUGUGCUGUUCUAUAGAUUUUUAUUCGCACAGGCACAUACACGAACAGUCGAGUCCUAUUGAUUCCGCCGCAACGAGGAGGAGGCCUCGAAAAUAAAUCCAGAUAAAUUCGCUUGCCACCUGUAGGUACUUAGUAGGGGUUGUUAUGCUCCUCACCACGAAAAAAAUCAUUCUAUCACAAACCGCCAUAUAUUUUUCAGGUGACCGCGACGUCCCCAAUGCGCUUGUCUUCAUCGACAAGUACGUGCAAGUGCCGAGAAUACUUGGCCCGCUGGUGAAGGUCAUCGAAAAGCUGCCCAUCCUUUACCAGCAGGGGGUGGGGGAUGAAGAGGAGGACAAGCAGAAGGUGCGAGAAUUUAUCGACAAGUUUGGCGGCGUCGAAUCGGCACAAAAGCUCAUCCUCCGCGACUUCUUCCGCCACGGCUUCGAUGGAAGCGGCGACGACGGUGGCAGCUGCGUUGACGGACGUCUGACAAGUUGCUGGAACUGGUGCAGCCAGAUUGAGAAGAAGGUUUAUUUCCCGCUGUUCCUCCUCUGCGGCCACCACGGCUUUGAUGGCUGAGGUUGAGUUUAGUACUAAAAAAGCGGGCCAGAGGACUGCAGGUGCAGGAGAUGAUGCUUUUGGUGGAGCGCAUCUGGUGGAGCUCAACAAGCUACAGAGCAUCGUUGCUGCUCUCGAGCAGCAUCAGCACAACUUGUUGUCUCUGUCAACUUGUACAAACGACGAGUUUUUCAACAUAAAAGAAAAGAAAAGCGACAAAAGAAAAAGAAAAAACAUGGUACGAGCAGACCGAGACGUUGGUCUGCGUCAGGAGCA